This is a messenger RNA of Trichomycterus rosablanca, 1774 nucleotides long. RefSeq lists its product as uncharacterized. The transcript has 5 exons. The coding region runs from base 22 to 1644 and encodes 540 amino acids. The record is from RefSeq and is a predicted model, not a curated record. Lineage: Eukaryota; Metazoa; Chordata; Actinopteri; Siluriformes; Trichomycteridae.
CUGAGGUGAACGGUCGCGACCAUGAGCUGUCUGUGCUUCUGCUGGCCGAGACGCCACCGGCCCUCUCCCCAUCACGCCGAGCGGGCGGGGCCUGAGCCUCAGGCCGCAGUCACGGAACUCAAAACCAAGAAAAAGAAGAAGUGGAGCUUUAAGAGAUUUCUAGGGAUCUUUAGGAAGAAGAAUAAGGUGGGCGUCGAGGUACCACACCAGGACCAGGCUGAGGAAGGAAAGGUCCUUCAGCAGGUGGUGGAAGCUGCUAAUGGGGUGGAGCUGCCGGGGGUUCCUGAGAGAACCAGCCCGGAGAACGCAGCUCCCGAAGCUGAAGGCCUUGAAGAGAUAAUAAACAUCAGCUCUUCCACUGUGAAGCUUUUGGAGGAAGAGCUGGUCAUCAUCGACCUGGAGAGGGAGGAGGACACCACCGAGAAGAUCUCCAGAGACAUGGAUGCUGUGGAAGCUGAGGUGGCAGUGGAGAUGAUCCAGGAUGUCAGUGAUGCUCAAGCUGAUGAUGCUUCUGAGCUCCUGAUUGUUGACCUGGAGGAAAGCGAGGAAGCCACCGAGAAGCCUUUGGAUGGAAGAGACGGUGAUGAUAAAGCUCUUGAAGAACUCGUGAAUAUUGACCCUGUGGAGAGAGAUGGAGACACGGGGAGGUUUGACAAAAAUGAGGAUCUGAUCAGCAGUGACCUGGACACCACCGAGAACACUUGGAUCUCCAGAGUUAAUGGACCUGCGGAGGCUGAGAGGGCAGGACAGAAGAAACGGGAUGGCGGUAACGAGCUUGCUUUUUUACAGCUCCUAAUGCGUGAAAGCAAGCAAACCACUGAGAAGGUACUGGAUAAAGGAGAUAUGAUCAUCAUCGACCUAGAGAAGCCGGAGGACACCACCCAAAAGGGUUUGAUCUCCAGUAAUAUUGAUACUGAAAAGGCUGAGAUGAUGAUGGAGAAGCUCCUGAUCAAUGACCCUCAGGAAAGGAUGAAGGUGGAUGUAAAGGACGACAAAACUUUGAACAAGCUUAUGAAGACUGACCAGUCUAAGCUGGAGAUCAUCGAAAUCGAUGAUUUUAAGGACAAUAUGGAGAUGCCUCUGGAUGUUGAAGAUGUCGACGCUGAAUCUGUAAAAGAUUCGAGCAUUAUCGACCUGAAGAAGGCAGAGGACACCAGCCAGAAGAUUCUAAUCUCCAGAGACAUGGUUAAUAUGGAGGCUAAGGUGGCAAUGAAAAAGGUUUGGCAGAUCAGUGAAGCUCAUGAUGAUGCUUUCAAAGAGCUACUGAUAACUGACCUGGAGGAAAACGAGGAGGAAACCACCGAGACGCCUCAGACUGCCGAUGUGAGAGCUGCCGAGGUCAAGGAGGAAGCCAGCAAGAAAAAGAACAACAACAAAGAAGCAGAAACCGAGAUGCUGGAUCUGGAUGUGAAGGUUGACGUCACUGAAAGUCCUAAGAACGUCGUUCCGGAGGUUGGUAAAGCCAAAAGCCGCCGGCCUGCUGGGAGCCCGAUGGAUGACGACGCCUUGGCUGAGAUUUUGAAGCGCCAGGUGAAGAAGCUGAAAAGAGUGAGAUUCAUCCUCCCUAUAGAAAAUGGGAUGAGUGCAGGUGAUCUUUUUCAUGACAUCAAAUUUCCAAGCACAAAAAAAGAAGAAGACCUGUAGAGGAGCUCAGAGACCAGGCAGAACAACAACAGCGAAGCUUCAAACCAAAGCUAGCAGGCUAAUCUGUAAAUAAAGAAGAUCAACACAUGCCGAAUGAUUUUUAAGAACACCAAUAAAACCAAUAAAAACA